Messenger RNA from Megalobrama amblycephala (Wuchang bream), 2398 nucleotides. Its product is annotated as exosome complex exonuclease RRP44 homolog A-like. Gene Ontology annotation, molecular function: 3'-5'-RNA exonuclease activity. Gene Ontology annotation, cellular component: exosome (RNase complex); P-body. Bases 131 to 1156 code for a protein of 341 amino acids. Gene Ontology annotation, biological process: miRNA catabolic process; mRNA catabolic process. The record is from RefSeq and is a predicted model, not a curated record. NCBI's taxonomy places the organism in Eukaryota, Metazoa, Chordata, Actinopteri, Cypriniformes, Xenocyprididae. The transcript is spliced from 5 exons.
ACAAAACUACAGUUCCCAUGAUGCAACGACAGCGCUUUAUUUAUAGGACCCGGAAGAGGUGUGCAGUUGCUGUUGUUUUGUUCAGUGAAAUUUAGCGACCUAUAUAGACAGAGCAGAUAUAGACGAGGUUAUGGCGUCUUCUCCUAAAGUAAAAAGAACCACUAAACCUAGAGAUGAGAAAGUAGCACAAAAUCUUCCCAGAUCCCAGAAGGAUGCAUAUGCCAGACUUCUGAAUCAGCAUCAGAAUGGCAAGUUUCGUUCUUACUUGCAAGAGUUUGCAAAGCAGCAGGUGGAGGAGAACAUGAGGACCCCAGUUAGCAGGUCUGUGAAUGAUAUAAACAGGAGAAAAAAAGGCAAUUCAGAAUCAUCUUAUUCUGGUGAUAGCUUAUCCUCUCAGCAAAGUAGACAAAUGGCUGACACUUCUAACUAUUUGCACACGGACAAAAAAAUCCAUCAGGCAGCUUGCACUGAAGUCCAGGGCAUGAAGCCUGGCAUGCUGGAAAAGCAUGCCAAAACGGUGUUACAUAAUGCUGCUGCACCCAAAAAGGUACCCUCAAAACAGGAGAGAAGUGAAAAAGACAUCAAAGGGAGCACAAAUCUAGUGGGAUCUGAGGAAGGUGAUGCUCAACAGUUGAGCGGUUCAUGUGGGGAGGAAAAAGCAAAGAAAAAAUCAAAGAAGAGGAGAUCAAAAAAAAAUGUGGAGAAAAAAGACAAGGGUGCGUGUGGUCCUGAAGUUGACACCAUUGUUGCUGGGAAGUCACCAAAUAAAAAUGUCAAAGCUCCUCAAGCUCAAGUGUCAAAAGAAAGUUUAUGUCAAAAUGACAAAGAUAAAAACACUAAUGAUUGUAGAGGCUCCCAGAAGCAACUGUUCGAGCAGUACAUGUCCACUGAGGAUGUUUCUGCAGGCCUAAAGAGAGGAGAACUCAUUCAGGGAUUACUGAGAAUAAACCCUAAGAAGUACAAGGAAGCUUUUGUCCCAUCUCCUGAUGGGUCAGCCGAUAUCUUUUUGGAUGGGAUUGCAGCUCGGAACAGGGCUCUCAAUGGAGAUGUUGUUGUGGUGAAAGUUCUCCCCCCUGAACAGUGGAAGGUACUUUAUCAUAAUGUACAUAUCAUAUAUACAGCUGUGAUUCCAGUUCUCAUGGAUCUGUGGAAAUGACUAAUAAUUCUGUAUUAUGCAGACAAGUAAUUUGGCAAUGUCACUUUUUAAAAAACUAAGCGUCUGCACACAUACACAUUCAAACCCGCAUACCUAUAGACUAAACAUGUAAAUGAACAGCAAAAACACAUUAAAAGUCUUAUGUUUUCAGUUAAAAAGGUGUCAUUUAUGCGGCCCAUAAGUUAAUAAUUAACAAUUUUUACAACGGAAGUGAUUGAAUCAAAGACUUACUUUAGCUUGAUAAUAACUUUUUCCUAGAGCUGCUGUAAAGCCAAAAUAAUCUCUGUCCAUUAAUUUAAUUUUCCUAUUAUCACUGUAAACCGCUUUGAAACUAUCCGUAUUGUAAAAACAGCUAUAUAAAUGAAGAUGACUUGACUGUGCCCAAAAGUAUUGGCAGUGAGAAAUUUUGUUUCGUAAAGUUUGUUGCUUCAUUAUUUGUAGAUUAUUUUUUCACGUUUCUAUGGUAUACUGAAAACAAUGCUAAGCAUUUGUGAUGCUAUCUGGGAAAACGCAUCGGAUGUCGCGAUGGAACAUUUUCCGUAGUCAAAAAAUUGUCAAAUGUCUUUUUUUUUUUUUGUCAAAAUUGGGUUUUCAUUAAAUUAUCAUUCUAUAACAUCUUGUCUAUCAUCUCUGAAAAUAUUGUAGCAAAAUUUGCCUGUUAAGUGCAGAAAAAUAGCGAAUUAUAGUGGCAAGGCUGUCUUUCUCUAACGUUACUGUUUAAGAACACACCUGGCAGAGGUAAAAAAAAAAAAGGGCCAUAGCUUUCCCUCUCUAAACACUACAAAGACAAAACCACAUAACAUCUAGAAUGAAGGUGUUUUAAUACAAAUUUCCCUCCAGUCCUGUAUAAACUACGGCACGCAAAGAUUUUUUUUCUAAUACAACGUUAUCAUGAGAAGGCGGAGUACAAGAGAACAACGGAGCUAUAAUAAACACACUAAAAAUAAAAUAAAAUAUAAAUAAAAAAAUAAAAUAUAAAAUAAACACAUUAUGUUUAUUAGAGGUUGAAUUCAAAUCAAAUACUGCCAAACUGCCCACACUACUUCUGAAUAGGAUGUCUACUUCAUAAAAUAUAUGACAAUUUGGAAAUAUAUGGCUCAGAUCACUCAAAUAAAUGGAGGCACCUUUAAAUGGUCAGAAAUGAAGCUUGGGUGUCAUCUAGUGAAAAAGUUUGGUACUGUGCCAAAACAAAAUAUUACUGAAAGCUAAUUUUUGAAAUAUUUCAACCUAAAAUUUGGAAUG